Molecule: messenger RNA, 3090 nt
Organism: Lindgomyces ingoldianus
Lineage: Eukaryota; Fungi; Ascomycota; Dothideomycetes; Pleosporales; Lindgomycetaceae
Exons: 3
Coding region: 1-3063 (1020 amino acids)
Biological process (GO): lactose catabolic process
Cellular component (GO): beta-galactosidase complex
Molecular function (GO): beta-galactosidase activity; carbohydrate binding
Source: RefSeq, a predicted model, not a curated record
AUGAUCCUUGGAGACAGUGUGAGCCUCCAGCCACAGGAACCUCCAGAUUACUGCAAUGAACACAUCUUUCAGCGUAAUCGCCUCCCAGCGAGGGCCUACUUCAUCCCGGAACACGCUCUUCUCUUAAACGGGCUCUGGGACUUUGACUACGCUCCAACGCCUUUGCACGCAGUCGACCCUACACAUCCAAAAUGCCAAUGGCAUGUGAUUCAAGUUCCAGGCCAUUGGCAGCUGCAAGGCUUUGGGAAGCCUCACUACACGAAUGUUCCAUAUCCGUUCACGGUCGACCCGCCGUUUGUGCCUACGGACAACCCGGUUGGGACGUACCGGAAAUUCAUUCGCGUUCCGCAAGAAUGGAAGCAGCCCAUGCAAUUGCGGCUACGGUUCGAUGGAGUGGACAGUGCAUUCCAUCUUUUCAUCAAUGGCGCUCAGGUCGGCUACAACCAGGGCAGCAGAAACGCGGCCGAAUUCGACGUUACCGGCUACCUCAAAGCAGAUGACGACAACGAAGUCAUGGUCCGGGUCUAUCAAUGGUGCGAUGGCUCUUACAUCGAGGACCAGGAUCAAUGGUGGCUUUCUGGGAUCUUCAGGGACGUGCAUCUUUUAGGCUUCUCUGCCGUCGCGAGGAUUAAUGACUUUUGUGUCCGCACGCUUCUCGAUGAGCAGUAUGUCGAUGCGACGCUACAGGUCAUACUGCAUCUGCAUGUCACGACGCCCAGCACGCUCGAGGUGAGCCUCCAGGACAACUGCGCUCUAGUUGGAGAAUACACUCGGGAUGUAGCAACCAACGUUACCGACGUGAGGGUUGAGAUUCCCGUGGCGAAUCCGGCGAAAUGGACCGCCGAGACACCUUUCCUCCACAAUCUCGAGAUAUACUUGAGGUCCAAGGAUGGUACAACAUGCCAGAAGAUCUCGCAAAAAGUCGGCUUCCGGGAGGUGGAAAUGCGCAACGGAAACUUAACAGUCAACGGCAAACCCAUCUGCUUCAGAGGCGUCAAUCAUCACGAUCACCAUCCUACCCUUGGCCGGGCGGUCCCGUUGGAGUUCUUGCGACAGGACCUCAUCACAAUGAAGCAGCACAAUAUCAAUGCAGUGCGAACCUCUCACUAUCCUUCCCAUCCGAGAUUCUAUGACUUGUGCGACGAGCUGGGCCUGUGGGUCAUGGAUGAAGCCGACCUAGAGUGCCACGGAUUUGAGCGUGCAAAGGUUGGCAUGAAAAAUAUACCACCGUCGGAAUGGGACGGUGCGGACUCGGUCGAGGAAGUCAUCAGUCCCAUCGUGGCUGAGUACACUAGUAAUAAUCCGUCCUGGCGAGAGGCCUACGUCGACCGGGUUGCUCAGAUGCUUCAGCGGGAUAAGAACCAUACGUCAAUUAUCAUCUGGAGUCUCGGCAAUGAGGCGUGGUAUGGCUGCAACCAUGUCGCUAUGUUCGAAUACGCAAAGGCUCAUGACCCGACGCGACUGGUGCACUACGAGGGAGACCGAGAGGCAAAAACGGCCGAUAUCUGUUCGUAUAUGUACCUGGAGCUCUGGAAUCUGGAGAAGAAGGCUUUGUCGGAGGGCGACCACUUCACAAAGCCAAUCAUACUGGCUGAAUACGCUAUGGCGAUUGGCAAUGGCCCGGGAGCAUUGCAAGAGUAUCAAGACAUGUUCUACAAACACCGCAGGCUCCAAGGUGGCUUCCUCUGGGAAUUUUCCAACCUCGGUCUGUGGGACGAGCAGCGAGGCAUUUACGCGUAUGGCGGAGACUUUGGCGACAAUCCAAAUGAUGCAACGUUUGUAUUGGACGGAAUCGUCAACUCGGAUCACACACCCGCACGUGGCCUUGUUGAAUUUAUGAAGGUCAUCGAGCCGGUGAAGAUGAUAAUUGAUCCAGAGAAGAAGGAGACUCAGAUACGGAACCUAUUCGAUUUUUACAACCUGGAGGGGCUUUCUAUUGUCGUGGAGGUGGCCGUGGUCGAAGAUGAGUAUGCAAAUGUUGAUUUUGGCAUUCUCGCGCUCCCCGAUCUCACCACUGGGAGCAACGACGAACUAGCCCGCUGGGUUACUGCCAAGCUCAAACUAGGCAGCGCCACGGCAUGGGCAGAGAGUGGCCAUGAGAUCGCCUGGUGCCAGUGUUUGCUCUCCCAGCGUUCAUGGCCGUCUGUUCCACUGAGCCUUCAGUCACCGUCACUUCGAUAUUCACUGACGGAUUCCGGGCUUGCGUAUCGCGUCGAGGGCGCGACGUUCUCCCUCGACUUCGACCGCGUCUUUGGCCGCCUGUCCGAGUGGGUGCUAAAUGGCAGACAGCUACUCUCCAGUGGCCCCGUCAUCUCAGCCUGGCGGCCCCCAACGGAGAACGACACGAAGAGGAACUGGCCAGAGUGGAAGGAGUACUGUGUCGACAACAUGCAGGUCCGUGUGCGCUCCGUAUCACUCGACGCCGGUCCACAAGAAUCACUACACAUCACCGUAGACGCGUACAUCGGAGCCAUCAUCCGCCAGUGGGGCUUGGACACCAAGAGCGUGCUCACUGUCUAUCCAGGCGGAACCGUGCUCUUGGGAUACCACGUUAGACCACGGGGCCACUGUCCCUCCAAGCUACCACGCCUGGGCCUGGACAUGCGGCUACGGCCAGAGUUCCGGGUUGCCCAGUGGCUCGGCAUCGGGCCUGAGGAGUCGUACGCCGACAGCCGUAACUCGCAGCAGUUCGGGUUGCACAGUCGCACAGCGGAUACACUGCACACCAGCUACGAAUUCCCCCAGGAGAACGGGAAUCGAACAGGCACACGCUGGUUGAGGCUCACGGACGGCAAGGGGAGGGGCAUUCGCGUCGCGCGCGUGGAUGAGGUUGGACAAGCGGGUGCGAUGGAGUUCGACUUCACGGCGCAGCAUUACACAGCCCAGAGCACGUUCGACGCAAAACAUCCAACGGACUUGAGGCGCGAGGACGAUGUGGUUGUGAGACUGGACGCAGCCCACGCCGGCCUGGGCACCGGACGUUGCGGUCCAGACACGCUGCCGAAAUACCAGGUGCCGUGUCACGAAACUGCCUUUGCCUUUUCGUUCGAGCCGAUGCUGUAGCUGUUCUAAGGUGAUGAUAGAUCUGAC